GCAACUUCCCUGAAAUUGACCACGUCCCUGACCCUUUCCCCAAGCCUAUCUCUUGUCAUAUCAGUCUUUGCGCUCCUCAAAUACUGCAAAACGGUGCACAAGACACAAGUCUCGUUGCUCCAUUACGAGUUUCAUCCUGCACACCAUGGACGACAUAAAUAUUCCUACACUCUCAGUUAACGAUGAAACUCUGGACCCUUACAGCCUCGAGAACUCCAAUAACCUUGCGGACCGCUUACGAUCUUCUUCUAUAGAAUGCGCAGACUACUAUCAGACAUUCCUGCCAUUCCUAACCCUGUCAAGAAUCUUGAACAAGGCAUGCAUUGAGGCCCAUCUAAAAAAAGAGUACGGGGAUCUUGCAUCACAAUAUGCAGAUCACAUUGGACCGUUGUACGCCGAUGAGGCUGAUGCGUACAAGGAAAUGCCUUUUCAAAUGCCUUCAGGUCAAAAGACGUACCUGAGGAUUUUUGCAAUUCUGGUCAUGAUUGAAAAAGAAGGGAAAGUUCACGAAUUCAUCCAACAUCGAGUCUGUGACGAUGACCUUCCCCUCACUCUGGAUAUAAGACAGAAUGCUGUAUUUCGAAAGGAAGGCGAUGAAAAUCCCCUUGGCUGCUUCAGAAGAUUUCGCCCCUAUCAAUUGGAGUCCUUUGAAAUGUGUCAAUGGAGGUUCACGGCCCCUUUCUUUCAUGCUCCCAGAGACAAUAUCCCGGUAUUUCAUCACGUUUUCCACCGGAGGACAAUUUUACCUUGGUGUCGUCUUAACGGGUCUGAGGUUGGACUGAAGAAAUUCGGCAGGCAUAUAACUCAAGGUGGCUAUUCAACAAUUCAACCUAUCAAAAUCGACAAAUCUUCUCACGAAUUUGAGAAGGUUCUCCGAGGGGUGAAAUCUGCCGCAAAAGGCAUUUUUGCCCUCAAAAUACUCAGGCUUGAGGACCGUUCUGAAUUCGACAAUGAAGUUGAAGGGCUUCAACGAUUCAAUGGUGUCGGCCAUCGGCAUAUCAUUCAACUUCUGGCGACCUUUGAGCUACAUGACAGAUAUCACAUGAUAUUACCUUGGGCUUCUUGCAAUCUCUACGAGUUCUGGAAAUUUGACCCUUUUUCAAAGACUGGAAACCGAGAUCUCGACGUCAUCCGUUGGAUGUCUACACAAACUCUCGGUUUGCUUGCGGCCUUGGAUGCUAUUCACGAUUCCCAAGGCGUACAGUCCUAUGGUCGGCAUGGGGAUAUUAAGCCCGAGAACAUACUUUGGUUUGAAUUGGAUAAUGAACCUCAUGGCUUACUUGUUCUGGCAGAUUUUGGGCUUACCAAAUUUCACCGGGAGCGUAGCAGGUCUUUCACAAAAAACACCAACGUGGGUUACACAUACACCUAUGCGCCUCCAGAGAUUGAUAUCGAGGGUGAAUUUAUGUCACGAUCUUCCGAUAUAUGGUCUUUCGGUUGUGUUUUACUUGAGAUGGUCUGCUGGCUCUUAGGGGGCUGGGAGCUUUCUGAGGCAUUCGCAGAUGCUCGACUGACAGAGGACACUUCGGGUAUCAUGAAGACCGAUAGCUUCUUUGCAAUUGUCAAACUAGAGGACGAUGAGUUGCGUCGAUUUACAGUCAAGCCACAAGUAUUCAGUUUCAUUCGAAGACUUGACCAUCACGAGUCAUGCACAAACUACGUUCAUGAUAUUCUGGACAUCAUCGAGAAAUACAUGAUCGUUGUACGAACAGAAGAUGUGAAAAGAGCCUCCACCAGUGAGCUGCUCGAGAAAUUUAAAGGUGUCGACCAGAGAGUCCAGGAUGAUAAUCAUAGGGACUACAUCGCGAAGCCCACACCUGGCCCCCGCAAAACACCACCAAAAGCGCUCAUCGCAGUCGAGGCACAUGUGGUUGACAGAAAAUAUACAUAUUCGCGCCAGAGUCGAUUAAGGCUUACGCAAAAGUUCACAGAGCGUAGCCACCAGAGUCAACGCCAAUCUAUACGAGUCCGACAGAUUGACGACGCUGGCCUGGUCAUCAGAAAACCACAUUCAAUGACGGUUGAUGAGACUCUUUCUGGAAAGAAGGAAUUCUCACCCGAAAAGCUCUUAAAUGCUGACAAGAAGAGUGGCUUGGCGGCUGCACAGAUGAUUGAAGCGAAGGUAUUUGAAGCCUUGGAGAGUUUCGAUGACACAGACACCUGCCUGGUCAAGUUUCUUGUUCGCUGGCAGGUUCCAGUUUGUGUACAGGAAGAACUAGACGGCAGCUAUGAUCUUGGCCCAAUCCUCACUAUAACAGGAACUUCUUCAAAUUCUUUGGCGGUUUGCUGCCAGGAAUAUGUUUCAGCAACCUGGAAAGAUAACGGCACAGUGUUUCUGGAAGAUCUAGAAGCAUUUCUUGUUCAAAAGCUACCUUCGACAGACACCCAAGUUCCGAAAGAACCUGCAGUUAACCGGCCAUUGUUCAUGAGUGGAGACUCUGAAGAUACUCCAGUAGUGCUCUUCAAAGGCUCUCCAACUCAGAUAUCAAUAUUUUCACAGUUUCUUUGCUGGAUCGUAGCGACCUUCCGACUGCCCGAGCCGAAGAAGACAACCAGUUCUUCGGUUAGCUUCCUACAUGCACCAAGUGUCGGAGAUGAGGUCCACGUGUUUCAUAUUUCACUGGAAGAAUUGAAACCUCUAGAGCAUGGCACACCGGGCACUUGUUGGACCCCUCUGUUCCCUUCGACGGUCAUGGCCGAGGGCUUUGAGGUUCCAGUUCACCCAGGUGUCUUCGGCUUGCAGAUGCCCUUUGAUGCCAUGCUUGAGCUGGCUGAGAUAAUUUGCGAUGUCAGCCUGGAGGAUGACAAGGGCAAUGCAACUGGUAUCUACCUCGAUGGUAUCUCCUUUUUCCUCUACCCAACUUCUUAUAAGGCGCUCCCCGACCGACAGCCUGUUAUCCAAUGGCAUUUGAAAGAGAAGACCUUAGAUGACGAGGGAGAUCGAGACCCAGCAAUCCCUCCCGACAGAAAUGGUGGUCCAUUGUGGACCAAAAUUCCGGUCUACGACACUCUGAGAACAUCAAUCACAGUUUUGGGGUACUGUGAAAAGGCCAUGGUGCAGUUGGGUACCGAGGCCCGCCGCCAAUAUCACAAUGAACCACAAUACUCACAUGCAGAGGUCGAAAAGCCCAACAUAGAGGCAUCGCUGAACUCGCUUACUCUGGGCUCUAGUGCAGGGGGUGCUAAAGCAGAGGGUUCGAUAGGGUUCAGGCUAAGAACCGGCCAUAAGCGUGAGCUUGAUGACCAGAAGGAUCUGACCUACAAGCAAGUCUUGCGGAUCUCGCAGAACAUGCCAGUCAUUAUCUAUGACACCCAAAGUCAGAACGAACGCGCCUGGAUGGUCUCCCAACUAUCGAUGAUCCUUGAGUUGUUCAAUAUAUGGGCACAGCGAGAAGGUCUGCGAGGCAUUCAGUACGCCACUGCGAGUGCAGACGGAGGCGCCGCUGCAUUCAACGUCCUCGCCAAUAGGAGUUAUUCAGAGCGCAUUGCUAUCGAGAAGAUGGCCGAUGAGGAUCCCUCAGAUAUUAAAAUCUCGGGUAUUAUCAAGAGGUUAUAUGGCCGAAUUCAAAAGACGAGGAGUAUCAAUGCGAGCAGUGACGAGGGCGCCCGUGGCACCUUGUCGCUGGGUCGCUGCAGUAUCAAGGGGUGGGACUGGCUUGAACUCGUAGAUGGGCUUGAGAGGGCUGUGAGCCAACGGAGACAAGUCCUUGCUUCCCGGAUGUUCAGCUCUCCGCCCUGUUGGUUACCAUUCACAGAUUCGAUCCCCGUCUUCUUCGCACAGGAGAUUGGCGACUUGAUAGUCCCGGAGCAACCAGACCAGGUGUGUCGGCAAUGGUCUCCUCUGCCAGGUGGCCGUAGCAACACAUAUCUUGCUGUGAGUCUACGUUGCAUCAGAGGACUCUCUGCAUCCGGAUGCUAUCAGAAUCUGGUUUGGUCGUGUGAGGAUGCUCAUUUGUUUGAGCCCUGCCAGAAUUGCAAGAUUGUACCAGAGAUAUGCCCGAAGAUGCCGCAGAGACUGGAAAAGUGUAAAGCAAGAAAGAAAGGUCCGAUACAGACAUUGCCUCAAGGGAUGAAUGAUGCUGUUGUCAUAUUUGGGACCAGCCGCAAGAAGCAACUCUCUUGAUCUGCUACUGUUUGGUGAGUUACCCAACCUCCGACAUGGGACGAUCGCAGAAGAAUGCUCUAUACGCAGAUAUGUAAUAUUUGGGAUGAAAUUUUAUGUUGAGCAUUUUGGAAGACAUUUAGAACAAUCUACACAUUUGCACUCCA
Messenger RNA from Fusarium odoratissimum NRRL 54006, 4269 nucleotides. Its product is annotated as serine/threonine protein kinase. Gene Ontology annotation, molecular function: protein serine/threonine kinase activity; ATP binding. Bases 146 to 4123 code for a protein of 1325 amino acids. The record is from RefSeq and is a predicted model, not a curated record. Lineage: Eukaryota; Fungi; Ascomycota; Sordariomycetes; Hypocreales; Nectriaceae. Gene Ontology annotation, biological process: peptidyl-threonine phosphorylation; peptidyl-serine phosphorylation. The transcript is spliced from 4 exons.